This is a messenger RNA of Coniosporium apollinis CBS 100218, 2265 nucleotides long. RefSeq lists its product as uncharacterized. Gene Ontology annotation, biological process: maturation of SSU-rRNA from tricistronic rRNA transcript (SSU-rRNA, 5.8S rRNA, LSU-rRNA). Gene Ontology annotation, cellular component: small-subunit processome; nucleus; nucleolus. The record is from RefSeq and is a predicted model, not a curated record. Gene Ontology annotation, molecular function: protein binding. Lineage: Eukaryota; Fungi; Ascomycota; Dothideomycetes. The transcript has 2 exons. Bases 1 to 2265 code for a protein of 754 amino acids.
AUGAAGCUAUCAAACCACUCGGCCGUACCCGUCUACACCAUCUCUGGCUCUUCCACCGCCCGCCCUCUACCGGACUGGCUUGCGCGCAAGCGAAAACGAAGCCUGAAGCAGGACCCCGAGUUCGCCAACCGUGUCGAGCUUCUACAGGACUUUGAAUUCGAGGAGGCAAGCUCUUGCGUGAGGGCCAGUGAGGAUGGCAACUGGGUCAUGAGCACCGGAACCUACAAGCCUCAGAUACACACACACUACCUACCGCACCUAUCCCUAUCCUUCGCGCGCCACACCGACGCCCUAAACCAGACCUUCCUCCUCCUAUCCUCCGACUACUCCAAAUCCCUCCACCUCCAGUCCGACCGCUUCCUCGAAUUCCACACCCCGCAAGGCCGCCACUACUCGACGCGAAUACCGCGCUACGGGCGGGAUCUGAAAUAUGACAAGCGCUCCGCCGAAGCGCUGGUGCCCGCCGUCGGGGUCGACGGCGACGGCAACGGCGAAGUCUUCCGCCUCAACCUCGAAGUCGGGCGCUUCAUGAAAGGCUACGAGAUUGAUGUCGGCGGCGACGACUUCACUUCUAUGGGAGGCGGUGCACUGCAGGGCGGGAUCGAUACCGGCAGCGUGAACACAGCCGCCAUAGCGGAGGAAUCGCACAACCUGCUCGCGUUCGGGACGUCGCUCGGGACAGUCGAGUUCUGGGACCCACGCUCACGCAGCCGAGCCGGUGUACUCGCGCCGCCACCCUCCGCGACCGCUUUUGACGCCCGUACCGAAAUCACCGCACUCGAAUUCGACCGCUCAGGUCUUACUCUUGCCUCCGGCACCUCCACAGGCCUGAUCCACCUCUACGACCUCCGCUCCCCUCUCCCCCUCCUCAAAAAAGACCAAGGCUACGGCUUCCCGAUCCAAACUCUAAAGUUCCUGAACCCGACCACCACAACCCGGCAGCGAACCUCGGACCCCAAAAUCCUCUCCGCAGACAAGCGCAUUAUCAAGCUCUGGGACCCCUUGACCGGCGCGCCUUGGACGUCCGUCGAGCCCGCAGUCGACAUCAACCACGUCGAGUGGAUCGCAGACAGCGGGAUGAUACUAACCGCCAACGAGGGGAAGGCGUUACACUCGUUCUUAAUUCCGCAGCUGGGCCCGGCGCCCAGGUGGUGCGCGUUCCUGGACAACCUUGUCGAGGAGAUGGCCGAGGACGGCGAAGACCCCGCUGCCUUCUCCGGAGGCAUCAGCGGCGCCGGUGCCCGCAAGGCAGGCGAGGUCUACGACAACUAUAAGUUCCUCACCCUUCCGGAGCUGCGGGCGCUGAGUCUGGACCAUCUAGUCGGCACGACGGGGUUGCUGAAGCCGUAUAUGCACGGCUUCUUCGUGCAGCAGCGGCUCUAUGAGGAGGCGAGGCUGAUAAGUAACCCCGAGCUGUGGCAGGAGAGGCGCGCGAAGAGUAUCCAGGAGAAGAUUGAGAAGGAGAGGGAGAGUAGGAUUAGGGGGAGCAAGAAGGUCGCUGUUAAGGUUAAUAGGCGGUUGGCGGAGAAGAUGGCGGAGAGGGAGGAGAAGAGUGAAAGGAGGAGGGCGAGGCGAAUACUGGAGAGGGGCGGGGAUGACAAUAUGGUUGAUGAAGCUCAGCCUGUGAAGGCGGUGGAUGCGGCGGCGGAAGAACAGGAUGCGGAGGAAGAAGCGCCGAGGAAAGCGAAUCCCCUAACAGAUUCCCGUUUCGCGAGACUCUUCCAGGACGAGGACUUCGAAGUCGAUGAGACCUCGCGAGAGUUCCAGUCUAUCAACCCCUCCACAAACCCCUCCGCCAGCUUCCCCAAGGGCCUGACAGCCGUCGAGCAAGAGCAGCUCGAUGGCCGCCGCAGCUCCGACUCCGACGACUCUUCGGACAAUGAUGACGAGAGCAGGCCGCAGCAACGGCCGCAGCAGCCAACACAGUCAACGGACAAGAAUCGCCUCUCCUCCUCCAACUACCGCAAGUCCGGCCACCGCUCCCAACGGCCCCAGAUGCUCGUCUCAUCUUCUACAAGCAGUAAACCGCAACAGCGUCGCGACAGGUCCUUCGGCUCGCGGGCAGCCUCGCUGAAGGACAAUGGCAAGCGAGGCCCUGCGGGCUCCAGGGGCGCGGCGGUCGGGGAGAAGGAAGUCACGUUUGCGCCGGCGAGGGUAGAGAAGGCUGGGCGUAGCAGGGGUAACGAGUUUGCCGGGGGAGGAGGGCAGAAGCAUGAAAGAAAGGAUAGGAGGAGUGCUAGUGGGAAUGUGUUUAGGCGGAUGUGA